Molecule: messenger RNA, 1377 nt
Organism: Mercenaria mercenaria
Lineage: Eukaryota; Metazoa; Mollusca; Bivalvia; Venerida; Veneridae
Product: QRFP-like peptide receptor
Exons: 3
Coding region: 1-1377 (458 amino acids)
Biological process (GO): G protein-coupled receptor signaling pathway
Cellular component (GO): plasma membrane
Molecular function (GO): G protein-coupled receptor activity
Source: RefSeq, a predicted model, not a curated record
AUGGAAUAUACAGAUGAGCCUUUGAAGGGAUUAAAUGACCAGCCACAUUUAAAUGAAUCUGGUUUGUCUUCAGAGUUGGACAACGCACCACAAGGGAUGGAAAUUCCGCUUUAUAUCUACAUCCUUGCGUCUUUGGUUAAUGCUGUUAUAUUUCUUGUCGGAACCAUAGGAAAUAUUUUUGUUAUUGUUGUGGUAAUUAAAGUGCGAAAUAUGCGGACACCUACCAACGUUUUCUUGUUAAACCUAAGUGCUGCUGAUGUUUUAGUGUUGCUUGUUUGUCAACCUGCCGGUCUCUUAGAAUUCUUUGGAAAAGAUAGAUGGUUUCUUGGAGAACUCAUGUGUAAACUAGUACCGCUGAUGGAGAACGGGGUUUUACACGUGUCCAUAUUGACGAUGUUGGCUGUAACAUUUGAACGCUAUCAUGCUAUAUGCCAUCCUCUUAAGUAUCGGAUGACCUCAACAAUAUCUGCUACUGUAAAAAUAAUUGCCGGUAUUUGGAUCUUUGGAACGAUUUUGACCUUACCUUUCUUGAUAAUGACUGACUAUGAAGAUGCACUGUUUUAUGACGGGUCGCCAAUCAAAGUUUGCCGAACGAAAGUGAACGAAAUGUGGCGCUAUUGUUACACAAUAUUCAUAUCUGUUGCCUUCUUUGCAUUGCCUUUGUUCAUACUGAUAGGCUUCUACGUAUGUAUCAUCAAACAGCUGAUGUCUGACAAGUUAACAUCUCUUGCACAAAAUGACAGAACGGCUGUGAACACAUUGAGAUCGAGGAAGCAAGUUGUUCAGAUGCUCAUCUUUAUAAUUGUACUGUUCUUCAUAUCACUUUUCCCAAUUAGAGUCGUUUCUCUGUGGCUGAUAUUUACACCAACAGCAGAGGUGAUCAAAAUUGGUCUUGAGCCGUAUCUUAACCUUAUGUGUUGGGUCAGAAUUCUGAUGUAUAUCAACAGUGCAGGAAAUCCCAUAAUAUACAGUUUAACAUCAACAAAGUUCAAAUCUGCCUUCAAGAGAGUAUUAGGACGUAGGAACAGUUUUCCACAAGGUAGUGUUACAUCCACUAAAUAUAUAUUUAAGCGAGUCAACAACAACAGACGUGGAAAUGUAGUUAAUACCCCUUUACCGUGUUUAAAUGGUACACAGCUAUCCUCCGUUAAGUCAAAACUGUCCUCGAAAACGUCUUCCUCAAAACGCGCCAACGAUCGAGAGGAGGACGGUUUAAGGAGAAAUUUCCAUAGAAACGAAAAACCUUUGCUCAAUGUUCGGCUCAUCCUUUACCCAAAGACACCUCAGCGUCGCAGUGGAAAUAGUCAGACUACUUGCGAUUAUAUUCCUCUACAGAUAAUUGAUGGAAGCGUGAGAUUGAAAGAACGAAAUAGCUAA